Haemonchus placei is the source of this 501-nucleotide messenger RNA. The record is from the annotation of a GenBank genome assembly. Lineage: Eukaryota; Metazoa; Nematoda; Chromadorea; Rhabditida; Trichostrongylidae.
AUGAUAGUCUUUUUUAUCUUCUUGUGUGAGUCUCGUUUAACAACCUGCGCUCGGGAUAAAGUUGGAGGGAUACUAGUUAGAAUUAGUUUGAAACCUGUUGGUAGACGAACAAUAUGGCUCGAAUUUGAAAAAGAAGUAGAAUACGAAGGAGUGCCGGCCUACCGGUUCAUAGUACCUCCUGCCGUCUUUGAUCCGAAAAUCCCUGAAAAUGAUGGCUUCUGUAAUCCUACUGACAAGAAGUUCUUUGAAUCACAGAACGAGACCGAUGACUGUUUCCCGGAAGGAUUGCUUGAAAUUAGCAAAUGUCUGCGAAGUCAACCUCCAAUCAUGAUCUCAUUGCCAAACUUCAACUUUGCCCCAGAGGAAGUGCGCCAAUCCGUAAAGGGAUUGAACAGCACCGAUCCCGAGCGGGACAUUAUCCUUGUGGAUAUUGAACCUCGAUUGGGUGCAGUACUUCGUGCUCAUCGUCGUUUUCAAGUGAAUAUUGAAAUGUGGAAAGGA